GAUUAGUUCGGUCGGGCUCGGCGGCCUUUAAAGCGCUGCGCUCAGAGGAGGGGCAGCGCAGUCAGAGAGGGGGGCUGCGGGUGGACAGUGCGUGACCGGUGGCCGCGGGAGGGACGGUUCGUCGGUUGCUCGUUCGCCGCCAUGUCCCGCGAGCCCGAGAUCAUGGAGUCGCAGGUGGUGUGGGAGCCUGACACGAAGCGGAAUACCCACAUGGACCGGUUCCGCGCCGCUGUGGCUAGCAGCUGCGGGCUCCGCCUGGCCAACUACAAUGACUUGUACCAGUGGUCAGUGGAAUCCUACUCGGACUUCUGGGCGGAAUUCUGGAAGUACAGUAACAUCGUAUGCUCUCGCCUGUAUGAUGAGGUGGUUGAUACAUCUAAAAGUAUUGCAGAUGUCCCGGAAUGGUUUAAAGGAAGCCGUCUGAACUAUGCAGAAAAUCUUCUGAAGCACAAGGACAAUGACAAGAUUGCACUGUAUGCAGCAAAGGAAGGCAAAGAAGAAAUCUUGAAGGUUACUUUUGAAGAACUGAGACAAGCGGUAGCUUUGUACGCUGCAGCCAUGAGGAAGAUGGGAAUAAAAGUAGGAGACAGAGUCGUGGGUUACUUACCAAACAGCAUUCAUGCAGUGGAAGCAAUGCUGGCUGCUGCAAGUAUCGGUGCUAUCUGGAGUUCCACAUCCCCAGACUUCGGCAUUAAUGGUGUACUGGACAGAUUUUCCCAAAUUCAGCCGAAGCUCAUCUUCUCUGUUGAAGCUGUUAUAUACAACGGCAAAGAGCACAACCACUUGGAAAAGCUGCUCAGUGUGGUGAAAGGGCUUCCAGAUUUAAAAAAAGUAGUGGUGAUUCCAUAUGUGUCCUCAAGAGAAACCAUAGAUAUUUCUAAGAUUCCAAACAGUGUCUUUUUAGAAGACUUUCUUGCUACUGGGAAAGGAGACCAGGCCCCCCAGCUGGAGUUUGAGCAGCUGCCUUUCAGUCAUCCUCUCUUCAUCAUGUAUUCAUCGGGCACAACCGGGGCACCCAAAUGCAUGGUUCAUUCGGCAGGGGGAACGCUAAUACAGCAUCUGAAGGAACACAUUCUUCAUGGCAACAUGACCAGCAAUGACAUUAUUAUGUACUAUACAACGACUGGCUGGAUGAUGUGGAAUUGGUUGGUGACUGCACUUGCUACGGGGGCUUCGGUGGUCCUGUACGAUGGGUCUCCUCUGGUUCCAUCGCCAAAUGUGCUCUGGGACUUGACUGACAGACUAGGGAUCACCAUCCUUGGAACGGGUGCGAAGUGGCUGGCUGUGCUAGAAGAGAAAAACUUAAAACCAUGUGAAACACACAAUCUCCAAACACUCCACACGAUCCUGUCUACAGGAUCCCCGCUCAAACCUCAAAGCUAUGAGUAUGUCUACAAGCACAUAAAAAGCAGUGUCCUCCUGGGAUCCAUUUCAGGUGGGACAGAUAUAAUUUCAUGUUUCAUGGGUCAAAAUGUUACAAUUCCAGUCUACAAAGGAGAAAUUCAGGCCAGAAACCUUGGAAUGGCUGUAGAAGCGUGGAACGAUGAAGGAAAACCAGUCUGGGGUGAAAGUGGAGAGCUGGUGUGUACCAAGCCUAUUCCCUGCCAGCCUACGCACUUCUGGAACGACGAGAAUGGAAGCAAAUACAGGAAGGCUUAUUUUUCGAAAUUCCCAGGUGUUUGGGCCCAUGGUGAUUACUGCAAAAUUAAUCCCAAAACAGGAGGGAUUGUCAUGUUGGGUCGCAGUGAUGGUACAUUAAAUCCAAAUGGAGUAAGAUUUGGAAGUUCUGAAAUCUACAACAUAGUUGAAGCCUUUGAGGAGGUUUCCGACAGCCUCUGCGUGCCCCAGUACAACAAGGACGGGGAGGAGAGGGUGAUCCUGUUCCUGAAGAUGGCAUUAAACCACGAGUUCAGCGAGGAUCUGGUGAAAAGGAUUCGCGAUGCGAUCCGUAUAGCGCUUUCCGCCAGGCACGUUCCGAGCCUCAUCCUGGAAACCAAAGGCAUUCCGUAUACAAUAAAUGGGAAGAAAGUGGAAGUAGCUGUGAAGCAAAUAAUUGCAGGGAAAGAAGUUGAGCAGCGGGGAGCGUUCUCGAACCCAGAGACUUUGGACCUGUACCAAAAUAUUCCUGAGCUUCAGGACUUCUGAAGUCACUUGUUUGUUUGGAGUUUGGUUUUGGCAUCUGUCUUUGGUCUGUGUUUUGUUCUGUAUAUACCAAUACUGUAUGUAAAGAAAAAGCUCUAUUUAAUACCAGUGGUUGUUUUUAAAGAAAAAAUAUUUCAUUAAGUGCAUUAUGGAAGGCUUGGGUAAAGCUUAGCUCCCUUUUAUUGGUUCAAUAUGCCAUGUAUCUCGGAGUUUUUUCCAGCCUGGAAGGAGGAACCUGCCUGUUGUGAUAUAUAUAUAUAUAUAUAUAUAUAUAUAUAUAUAUAUAUAUAUAUAUAUAUAUGAGUGCAUCUGUUCUGGUUACACUUCCAUCAGCCAGCCCAUCUAAUGGGAGCACCAAUAGCAUAAGCUAGUCACGGAUAGACUAUUUCUUUCAUAAAAUGUUUGUUUUUUUUAAAAAACUGGAUAUUUAGCAACCUUUUUCAAUCCAUGUGUUUCCGUCACCUGUAAGGAAUAUGCAGUGAUUUUUUUAAACUACUUGACCUCAAAACAUCCAAAUGUUCCCUUUGUAGUGUGCAUUUAAAUGUUUUUAUAAGGCCAAAUCACAAUGCACUAAACCCGUCUGACUUAGAAUAAUUUCCAUCUUGAAAUAUCUCACGGUACCCUUGAAGGUAAUUGCUGCUUCAUUUUGUGAUACGACCUUCCUAUUGUUUUAAGCUUUUAGUUGAUCGACUUCUGGGUGUCCUGAAGGUGAGGGAGCAGUUGCUGCUUCUUCCUGGUGUAGCUUCAGGUUAUUUCCAUGGAAUUGACUGUCGUUACUCUGGAUUAUCAUCAGUGCGGUUGAAGACACCGUUUUGCUUCCUUGUAUUGAAGUUGUUUAUUGGCUGCAAGGCAACAAUCCCGUGUUCUGUUAGUUGAAGAGUUCCGGUGUGUUUGAGCUGAUGGGUUUUGUAACUUUUUUUACUAAAUGUCACGUUGCAAGUGAAAGACUUAAUGUUUUCUAGCUCUGUGUCCUUCCAGUUUAUAAAGGGAAAAGUACUGUAAUGACAUACUAAACAGUAAAAUGGAAGCACUAAAACAUUGUUUUGUUUUUCAUAAAAUAAAUUGCAGUAGUUGUACCACA
Molecule: messenger RNA, 3223 nt
Organism: Columba livia (rock pigeon)
Lineage: Eukaryota; Metazoa; Chordata; Aves; Columbiformes; Columbidae
Gene: AACS
Product: acetoacetyl-CoA synthetase
Exons: 18
Coding region: 142-2145 (667 amino acids)
Biological process (GO): lipid metabolic process; positive regulation of insulin secretion
Molecular function (GO): acetoacetate-CoA ligase activity
Source: RefSeq, a predicted model, not a curated record